AUGACCAGCACACAGUCGCCUUCUCAGGAAGGGCACAAUGAGGGCAUUGUGCCUGAACAGAACACUUCCCAGUUUUUCCAUGUAGAUUAUCCAGUCGACCCAUUAUUGGCAUUCAAUGACUUGGGGGGUGUAGACUAUGCUUCAACAGGAACGACUACUCCGCCUGCCUUUUCCUUCAACGAAUCUCUUGAGCAGAAUACGGCAGACUGGGACAUGCCCCGUCACACUAACAGUCAAGGGACUUCUGCGCUCGAGCAUUCUGGGAUGACUGGGGAGUUCCAGGCAACCGAUCCGACCUCGAUCCAGCCUUGGGCUAUGGUUCUUGCUCCUAUGACCCCACCAUCCAAUGGUAUUUCCUCAGGAAUAGACCAAAGCAGCGACAGCUGGGCAAUAAUGACUACUUCAUCCAAUGGAGAAGUAUCGCAUUGGAACAGCUCAGCGCAAUCUCGUGGCGGCCGCAACUCGAGCUCGUUGCAUCCGUCGAAUGCAACGACCACUUCGGAGGGAUGGCCGACGCCUAACAGCGGCAGCGGCAACGUAUCUGCGAGAGGAGAUCCUUCCAAGGAGCCACCUUAUGGUAAACAAGCUGAACAUCCAGGGACAUCGCAGGCUGUGGUUCUCACACAGCGCCUGCUAGCUCCGAGCAGUGCCCCUUACUAUAGCCCUCCAAACGACGCAACAGAAAUCGCGCGAACUGCGCCAGCGUCUUCUGCUACCCAGGAGAGACCGCCUUAUACGCCACCAACGCUUCUACCAAAAAGGAAGAGGAAGGGCCCUUAUACAGAAGAGACAAGAGAUCGUGUCAGGAGGGUUAGAGAUGCACGCUGUUGCAUACGCUGCAGAAUGCACAAAUCACGUUGCGAUGAUGAGGCUGAUUGCCUUAGCUGUGCGCAAGGCAGCGCAAAACUCGAAUGGCCACCCUGCUCUAGAGCCGGCUUCGAGGGCGUCAUCGCCUUCAGAGCAGGCAACAGUCGAGCGGGCAAAUCAAGAUACGAACUGAUUCGGCCAGCUGAUUGGCCAUCUAUGAGGAAAGGUAUAAAUUCUGGGCUCGAAUGGGCUCCGGGAUCCUCCGUGCAAACCGUGUGGAUCUGCUACCCUUUUCGUGGGGCUACGGACUCGUCAGAGACGGCUAUGCCGAUUGGCGUGCGGAGAUUUAAGCCGUCCGUGUACCAAGUGCUGGAGGAGCCCUGGGAGUGUCCAGAUGGUCAAGUCGUGCCGCUGAGAUCUGAACCUUAUGCCUGCGUGAUCAAUAAAGAUAAUCAAUCGGACCUGGCCAAGUACGUCGAGAGGUGGAAAGACGCUCUGCUGGCCGAGGCGAUAGAUCAGCUGAAAGAUCGUCUCAUCCGGGAGCACUAUCAUGAAGCCGUUCGCUUCUCACGUGAAUGGGAGAGAGCUAGAGCAAACAGUGAGAAAGAUCAGCCUUGCGCAGUCACCUUUGCUCUGAACAUUCAAGCGGCCGCAUACUUCUCCUGCACUCGGAUGGUUGAAAAGGACUCUGGUGGACUCAAGCUUCGCAUGAACGAUGAGAAUCGAAUGAAAUUGAACGGCAUGUUCCCGAUAUCCGCUCAUAUCGACAUGCAGAUUGAUCUUAUGGCCAUCCAGUACAUGCUGCAGCAAAUGGACCAUAUCAAUACUCGUCUCAAAAAGGCCAUUUUUGUCAAGGAGAACUACUGCAAUUGGUAUGAGAUCUAUUUAACCUCGUUCCUCCUUCUCUGUAGCUUGGAGACCGUCCAUAAGCGCCAGACCCAAAUUGUCAAGCGAUUUGAAUCGUCGGAGAACCCAGGUAAACAUGCCUCCGUUCUGGAGAAGAGCAACGACAUGCUUCGAGAUUGGCAGAAAUCGGCAGUUGUAAUCCUGCAUCAUUGGCGAGCCGUCCUGAGAGGCCAGCUCAAGUUUGCGAACCCAUGGAACGAUGAGGACAGAAAUAGGUUGCGCAAAAGCUUCAAGCUGGACGACGAGGCGGUCAAAGCAAUGGACCAGCUUAACAACAUGAUACAAAAACGGAAAGAUGAGCUUAGGGAAGCCGCGAAGCUCGAGCUGGAUAACAAGGAGGCGCGGCCGAUGGCAUGGUUGUCACAUUUGUGGGUGGAAGACUACACAUGUGUACCUACAUUAUCUCCGAGAGCUGCAUGA
Molecule: messenger RNA, 2133 nt
Organism: Endocarpon pusillum Z07020
Lineage: Eukaryota; Fungi; Ascomycota; Eurotiomycetes; Verrucariales; Verrucariaceae
Exons: 5
Coding region: 1-2133 (710 amino acids)
Source: RefSeq, a predicted model, not a curated record